GCGGUCAUUUUGCAAUUUAGUCCUCAGCCUUUUCCCGACCGAACCCGAAGUCCCUCUGUGUAGUCGCUUUCUUCCUCCUUCCUCUCCGACCGGCCGGCACCGCCGACGCCGUUCCCCUCCGCGCAGCUCCACGCUGCCUGCGUCUCCUCUUCCUCCCUCGCAGUUCCUCUCCCUCCCCAGCGCCGGCGCCCUCUCCCUUGCGUGCGUUACCGGCGCUCUCUUCCUCUCGCAUGUCCCUCUGCAUCGGUGAAAAUCCGAUUUUUCCCCCUCCGGAUCUUCGAUCUGCAGCGGCCGUGCUCAAUCUGCGGCGGAGACUACCAAGACGGCGUGACAGAGCUGCUCUGCCGGUUGCCUGCACGGGGCUGCUGCUGCUGGUUGCCAGCAGCGGCGUCGGGAUGGUGGCGGCAAGGGGGCGGCGAGCUCCGACAUGUUCCUCCAUCCGCUCUAGGACUCCACCACCAAGCACACCAACCUCAAGAGAGUGCAGAGGAGCAGCAGCAGCAGCAACAACAACACGGGCACGGGAGAAGCAGGCGACAGGGGAGAAUUACGGGAGACAACAGAGCUCCACCAGCAGGAGCUCGAGGAGAAGCAACAGUGGGAGCCCGGGAAGAAGCGGCAACCGGAGCUCAAGGAGAAGCAACAGCGGGAGCUCGAGGACGCGCGGGAGAGCAGUUCUGGAUAGCGGCGGCAGACCAGUUCUGGGCGGAAGCGCAGAUCUUGGCGGCGGCGCAGGUAUGGGCGGCGACGACAGAGCAGUUGGGCGGCAACGCAAGUCUGGGCGGCGGGAGGGGAUCGAGGCGGCGGAGGCGACGCCCCUAGGAACCGCGGCUGGAGGGGACCGCAGCUGGCCGGCGACGCUCGGGCGACGAGCAGAGGAAGAAGACGGGGCGGAGGGGUCUGUUUGAGACAAUUUUUAGAUGACGAGGUUUUGUUUGCAAAUUUAACAAUGAACUGGGCGUGCGACAUGAAUUUCGGGACGGAGGGAGUAUAUCUCACAUCCUAUUGGGCAAACUAGAUACAACCUAUUGAAGUUUUUGUAUGUUAAGUAUUGGUAGAUGACAUGUCAUAUUUUACCAACAAUCUAACAUACAAACGGUUGGAAAUGCCCUAAGCAAGGAGAAAUAAAAAAAUAAAAGAAAAAAAUCUUGAAGUAAUCAAAACAACAAAUUACAUCAAUGGCUGCACCAACCAUCUUUUGUCACCAUAAAGACUCUAAGAAAGGUUCUUCAACCUCAGCGCCUUCAUGAAGAGAAUGACGCUCAAGCGCCACCGUCAUCGAAUCCAACCACCAAAGGGUAGAUUCGGUUUUGGCUUCGAGCAAUGCCUUCAGGAAGGUAACGACGC
Triticum aestivum (bread wheat) is the source of this 1347-nucleotide messenger RNA. RefSeq lists its product as uncharacterized. The coding region runs from base 231 to 908 and encodes 225 amino acids. The transcript is spliced from 3 exons. The record is from RefSeq and is a predicted model, not a curated record. Lineage: Eukaryota; Viridiplantae; Streptophyta; Magnoliopsida; Poales; Poaceae.